GUGCGGUUUGGACGCGACUGUGGAAACUGCUUUGCGGGUCGUGGCCAUGUACACUCCGAAGCAGAGCCGGCCACGGUUCAUCCUACGCCCCCAGAAGAAUCGGACAUCCUCCUUACAGGUCCGGGUGGAGGGCACUAGGGGAACCACAAGUGCCAAGAUCCUCGGCCAGACGGACAUCACCAGCUGCCGCGACGACACGCGCCUGAAGGGCUGGUUUCGCAGAUUGGGCCUGGAUCCCGAAUGGGGCCGGGCUUGGCUCCUAGAGGUCCAAGUGUGGUCGCCUGACAUCAAAAAAGUGACCGAAAGGGGCGCUCCAGCUUGGUCGCAAUCGAAAGCACAACAGGACGAGCAGAGUUGGUCUUGUCCUCAGUGCAGCGCCAAAGUUCCUGACAUUCAGAGUGCGAUCAAGGCGCACAAACGAAAGUGCCCCGCCAAGCCGAAGCCCAGAGCCAAGCGAAAGAGCAAAGCCGAUGCGGAGCCAGCGGCCAAGCGACUUCUGGAAGAGUCAUGCCAAAGCCCCCCAGUUCCAGAGCUGGACAGGACAGGUGCUCCGGAACGAGACAGCCGCGAAGCAAGCACUCAGCCAGAGAGGUUUUUCGAACGUCAGGUUCAGCUUCGGUGCGGAAUCCAUGCCCUCAACAAUGCCCUCGGCUUCCAUUUGGUCAACGCACAAGACAUGGUUUAUGCAGCCGAUGCUUUCUUGUUUGAGAAUCCGGAGCUCGCAGACAACGUUCAGGACCACCUUCGGCCUGAGGGAGAUUAUUCGUUCGAAGUCAUGAGCAUGGUUCUCCGCACCAAAGCCAUGGAAGCAUUCGGGCAGUUGCGCUGGCAGAUGGAAGACCGCCGCGCCAGGAACAUCAAAGACCUGGAGGGCUGCGUGGGCGCCGUGCAGCAUCGGAGCGGGAGGCAUUGGGUAGCUCUGAGGCGCUCGAGGGAAACCUUUCUUUUCUUAGAUUCUUUAGAGGCACAGCCUCGGGACCUAACGGUCGGGCAGCUAGAAGAGAUCCUGUCGUCUCACCCAACCUACGCCGUGAGCCGGCUGUAA
Symbiodinium necroappetens is the source of this 1045-nucleotide messenger RNA. NCBI's taxonomy places the organism in Eukaryota, Dinophyceae, Suessiales, Symbiodiniaceae. The record is from the annotation of a GenBank genome assembly.